Molecule: messenger RNA, 513 nt
Organism: Anisakis simplex (herring worm)
Lineage: Eukaryota; Metazoa; Nematoda; Chromadorea; Rhabditida; Anisakidae
Source: the annotation of a GenBank genome assembly
AUGGGUCAAAAAAAUUCUACAAGUACUAGUGAAAUUAGCGUAAUAGACGGCGAUGAUGGUUCCUCAUCAAAAACUGAAGAUGUCUCAUCUCGCACAAUCGAUGACGAUUCACAACGUGAGAAAUGUCCUGCUCUUUGUCCAGCGUAUCGAGAAAUAGUCUUGGAAUGCUAUGAUAAGGCUCACGGUGAUACGGCGGGUAGAAUUGUGAUGCGAAUGGCACAACAACGAGAUGACUUCAGAGCGUUUAUGGAUUCGUUGACGGCUACACAACGGGAAAUCUUAAUUGAGAAGUUGAGAAAUUAUUUGAAUGACGUCGUUCAAAACAUUGAUAAUGCUGAUGAGGUGAAAGAAUUAUCGACAUGUUAUGGGUCGUUUUUUGUGAAAUGGAAAACGAUUGGCUUCAAACCAGAUUUCUUUGCUGUUUCUGCGUCUGCAAUUGCCACUGAAUGCGUUUUCUUGGGUGGAACGGCAACUGCAACAGCACCAACCAGCACGUUUAGGGUACGUUCCUGA